Puma concolor (puma) is the source of this 785-nucleotide messenger RNA. Lineage: Eukaryota; Metazoa; Chordata; Mammalia; Carnivora; Felidae. The record is from RefSeq and is a predicted model, not a curated record.
AGAACCAAGAGGCUGAAGAAGGAAGCAGAGAAGUGCUAAGAAAUACAGAAGAGGGGGAUGUGGUGAGCGGCCCCUGGGGGAGGGGUUCCAGCUGCAGCAAGAGAGACACCCAGAGGGACGGGGCCAUGUGGCUGCCAUCGGCUUUGCUGCUGCUCUCUGUCCCAGGCUUCUCAUCUCUGAGGGGCCCCAGCACUGUGACAGGCACCGAGGGGGGAUCCCUGAGCGUGCAGUGCCGGUAUGAGGAGAAAUACAAGGCAUUUACCAAAUACUGGUGCUGACAACCAUGCUUGCUACUUUGGAACCAGAUGGUGGAGACCAGAGGGUCUGAGGGAGAGGUGCGGAGUGGCCGUGUGUCCAUCAUGGACCAUUCUGCAGACCUCACCUUCACAGUGACCUUGGAGAACCUCACUACAGAUGAUGCAGGGAAAUACAGAUGUGGGAUCGCGACAAUACUGCGAGAAGAAGGACUCAAUGGCUUCCUGCCCGACCUCUUUUUCCAGGUUCAAGUGUUUGUUUCCCCCAGGUCCCUGCCUGACCGCGUCCACUUCCUGCUCCUCAUAUUCCUGAAGGUGCCCCUGCUUCUGAUUAUGCUCAGUGCCGUCCUCUGGGUGAACAGGCCUCAGUGGGCAAUUUGUGGGAAACACAGUCAGCCUGAUGACGACGGCCUACAGCCCUCCUUGCCCAUCGAUAUCCUGUCCAGAGACAUCACUGUUCAGACUAGAGAAGGAGGAACUUCUGCCCCCAAACUUUAUUUCUCUUCUCACAUUAUUGCCAAAAACUUGUAA